Lemur catta (Ring-tailed lemur) is the source of this 323-nucleotide messenger RNA. RefSeq names its product cytochrome c oxidase subunit 6C-like. The transcript has a single exon. Gene Ontology annotation, biological process: mitochondrial electron transport, cytochrome c to oxygen. The record is from RefSeq and is a predicted model, not a curated record. Bases 34 to 261 code for a protein of 75 amino acids. NCBI's taxonomy places the organism in Eukaryota, Metazoa, Chordata, Mammalia, Primates, Lemuridae.
AGGUUGGCAUACCCAUCAAGGACAGUAACUACCAUGGCUUCCAGCGCUUUGGCGAAACCUCGGAUGCGUGGCCUCCUGGCCAAGCGUCUGCGCUUUCAUAUUGUUGGAGCAUUCAUUGUAUCCCUGGGGGCUGCAGCUUUGUGUAAGUUUGGUGUGGCUGAAGCAAGAAAGAAGGCAUAUGCAGAUUUCUACAGAAAUUAUGAUUCUAUGAAAGAUUUUGAGGAGAUGAGGAAGGCUGGCGUCUUUCAGAGUGCAAGGUGAUUUUGGAACAUAAAAGAAUUACACAGAAGUUUGUCACAACCUGUGUUCCUGAGCUAUGAAUA